Messenger RNA from Quercus robur (English oak), 462 nucleotides. RefSeq lists its product as uncharacterized. The transcript has a single exon. Gene Ontology annotation, molecular function: nucleic acid binding; RNA-DNA hybrid ribonuclease activity. The coding region runs from base 1 to 462 and encodes 153 amino acids. The record is from RefSeq and is a predicted model, not a curated record. Lineage: Eukaryota; Viridiplantae; Streptophyta; Magnoliopsida; Fagales; Fagaceae.
AUGGUGGAAGAUUUUAAGACUGCAAAUAAUAGUGCAGCAGCAGGGAAAGAGAAGCAGACCAGAGAUUGGAAGCCUCCACCUGAAGGUUUUUUCCUCAUAAAUGUGGAUGGAGGAAUCCUAGCUGAGGAUGGUCACUCUGGAAUUGGUAUUGUCAUUUGGGAUUGGGAGAGUCAGAUUGUUGCAGCUAUUAGCAUGCCUCUAUCCGGAAAAUUUGCAGUAGAGGAAACUGAAGCAUUAGCCAUGGAAAAAGGUGUUAUCCUUGCUUUUGAUCUAGGCUUGGAGAAUGUCAUUUUGGAAGGAGGCUCCUUGCAAACUAUCCAGGCAGUAAACAAAAAAGAUUAUAGAGGAAUGACUGGCCACAUCAUAUCUGGUAUCAUCCAUGAAAUGUCCAAAUUCAAGAUGGUAGAGGCUAGACACAUAAAUAGGAAUGGCAACAAGAUAGCCCAUGAACUUGCUCAAUAG